Molecule: messenger RNA, 855 nt
Organism: Trichoderma gamsii
Lineage: Eukaryota; Fungi; Ascomycota; Sordariomycetes; Hypocreales; Hypocreaceae
Exons: 1
Coding region: 1-855 (284 amino acids)
Biological process (GO): transmembrane transport; basic amino acid transport
Cellular component (GO): fungal-type vacuole membrane
Molecular function (GO): basic amino acid transmembrane transporter activity
Source: RefSeq, a predicted model, not a curated record
AUGUUCAUGUGCAACCGAGCCCCCGGCCAAACAUUUUGGCCGCUGCUUCUGGGCUCCGUCGAGGAAGCGAUCGGCCUCGGCAUCUUGACCUGGGCCGUUAUGGCGAGCCGGCCCAAAAUUGUCUCUGGCAUGAUGGUCGUGACCGGCGCUGGCACUGGCUCGCGCUUCAUGCCUGCUUCAAUACAUGUUGCUGGAGUGUGGCCUGAGAGAUUGGCACCAGCCAUGUCGCUUAUGCGUUUCGCAAUGCCCUUUGGAGGCACCCUGGCGUUGACAAUCAUGAACGCCAUAUUCAACUCCAAGUUCACUUCAGCAACCUCCUCUCUUACCUUACCAACUGGUAACGGUAACAGUGGCGGAAUCAGUGCCCAGGACACGCAAUCGCUAGACACCAUUGGGCAACUACCCAGCGCGUUGCAGGCCACAGUGAGGGCAGCAGGUCGCGAAGCAGUUGGAUGGGCCUUUAUCUCCAUUCUGCCGAUACUCGGGAUCAGUGUUCUUGCUUGCUUCGUUCUCGGCAAUGUCUGGGUCAAGGCCAAAAAGGACAAAUCCGCCGGCUCUACAGUUCCUGGUCAAGGGUCAGGUAGCCAGAGCAGCGAAAAAGAAGCUACUAGGGCCAGCGCAGUAGUCCAUGUCCCAUAUCUCUACGCUCUGUUAAAGGUAACUAUUCUCAUUCUUUUUGUACCCAGUCGGGAAUUUCUCUAUACUCAUAUCCAUUGGACCAUGUCAACUAACAUUGCUCUUUUGCAGGGAGUCGACCGCUACAAGCAUGAGUUAAGAAUGUUGCCAGCGACGCAGGGACAUACCAUCCCCCGUGAUGCCCAAGCGGCCAAGCCUUUCAUUGGGAGAGGUGUAUAG